GGCGGAACGUCACAGUUCUUUAAGCUCUUGAGUGACGAUGGCCGAGUCUGCCGCGGCUCCACGACAUCGGUUCUUCUGUCAUUGCUGUAAAUGUGAAAUCGACCCCAAGUUACCGGAGUAUGUAUGUCCCAGAUGUGAAUCUGGCUUCAUUGAAGAAGUACCAGAGAACUCCAGUCUUCUACAGAGUGGUGAUGUAACUGGUGAUGCAGAUGUAGCCAGCGAUGACAUGGCCUCACAGUUUGCAGAGCUGUGGCAGCUGCUCUUCAUGGAGCAUUCAGCCCUCCUCUCUGACCCCACAGUCACAGACACGCUCCACAGCCGCUCUGGGGUGGAAGCAGCAGUUGGUGAUCCUGCCUCUGGGACUGUGAGACCUGUAGCUUCCGCGGAGACAGUUUCAGAGUGCACAGAGCCUGCACACCUCCUUCAACAAAACAACCAGCAGCAAAACACUAGACUGGAUCAGGGACAGGCUGUGGAGGGGAUUGUUCAGCAGUUCCUGGCUGGUCUGUUUUCCAGUUCUGACAGUACCGGACCCGAAACAUCCUCAUGGUCUAACGUUUUACAUUCUAACCCUGGAGAUUAUGCUUGGGGACAAGGAGGUUUAGAUGUGGUCAUUACACAGCUGCUUGGUCAGUCUGAAUAUACUGGUCCCCCUCCUGCUGAGAAAAAGAUGAUCUCAUCUCUCCCUACCGUUAGCAUCUCAUCAGAACAGGCUGCAUGCCGACUGGAAUGCCCUGUGUGUAGAGAGGAGUACACUGUAGGGGAAUCUGUCCGACAGCUGCCCUGUCUGCACUGUUUUCACAGCAACUGCAUUGUGCCCUGGCUACAACUGCACGACACCUGUCCUGUCUGUCGGAAAAGUCUGAAUGGUGAAGACUAUAGUUUCCAGCCACAGCCAGCAACUCCAGAGCCUAUCCCGUCACCACCGUCAGUAGAAGAGCGUAGCACCUUUGAGACUCUUUAGCCACAUGUCAUGCCUCUUUCAUUCAACUGAUCAAUUCAGGACUGAGAGAGAGAAUCAAAGAUGUCCUGGAAUGUGCCUUUUAUUUCAAAAUACAUUUUAACUGAGACAGACAAACCUCUUUGUGUUUAAUUAUAUCGUAGUCAUUAUAAAACUGUGAGAAAGCUUUUUCUUUUUUUUAGAUCAGCCUUUGUAUUUGCAAGGUUUUUGUGAAGAACAACUGUACCCUCAAAUCAGAGGCUUUCAACUCUGUCCCCAGUGACUUUUCUGUUUAAAGGGAUAGUUCUAACUACUCCAACCAUAACUAAUGCACAACCACCACAGCUAUCAGCCAACAUUAAAUUAAUUUAAUCAAUUUGCAUAGUUCCAGGUUGGAACAAACACAAUUUCUUAGAAGUCCCCUAGGACUGGAUGUAAAAACCAUUAAGUUGUUAGAUGAUACAGAGACAGUCUCACAGAAGGUACAGUUCAAAUUGCAUAUGCAUAUUUUAUGAUGCACAUUUAGCCUAUAGUUUCUUCAGAGCUUUCUAUGUUUGAAUACUUAAAAAAAAAAAGUGAGCACACACUUUCUCUUACCUGUCAAUUCAUGACAUCUGCUCCACACAUGCCUUCACCCUUUGAAAGGCAUCACAUAGAGAAGCUUGAUCUAUAUCUGCAUUAUUUUGCACUGUGAAAUGUAUGAGUUCAGUCUGUUGUACACGUUUUGUGUUGGCACCAGAGCUGUAACCACAAUAGACACAAACUUUAACAUUUGGUUCCCCCAUCUUGAACAUUUGGUGAAAUCCUUGGUUGGCAUCACUGUUUUCAUUGUUAAAUAGAUGUUUUUGUAAUGGUGUGUGGGUUCUCGUGGAUAGAUGAGGGAUUAGUUCAGCAUCUGUGUAUUAUUGUGUUUACAUGUUUAAACCUUACACUGUUUAUCUAUAAAUGUUUCAGAACUGUUUUGAUGUACAUUAGGAUACUUUUGCCUAAACUUUUGCCUGUUUGUCUUUCUGCUCCAUCUUGUGAUACUGAGAUAUAUUACCACUUACAAGACUUAAUUCAUGGUAUGUAUUUUGUAUCUUUUGAGUGGUAAUUGUACACCAUAGAACUACUUAUAAAUUUGUUCACAAGAAAAUCCAACAUUGCAACUAAUAUGUAAGAAAAUGCAUUUCAUGCAUAAUAUAAGCCACAUAAUCAAAUAAAUAAGUACAUAACACAGUCUCUGAACGACUAUGUGAUUUUGGAGCUAGCAUCAGAUUGCAUGGACCAGUGUUGGG
Messenger RNA from Xyrauchen texanus (razorback sucker), 2217 nucleotides. RefSeq names its product ring finger protein 115b (gene rnf115b). Gene Ontology annotation, molecular function: ubiquitin protein ligase activity. The record is from RefSeq and is a predicted model, not a curated record. The transcript is spliced from 9 exons. Gene Ontology annotation, biological process: ubiquitin-dependent protein catabolic process; positive regulation of DNA-templated transcription; protein ubiquitination. NCBI's taxonomy places the organism in Eukaryota, Metazoa, Chordata, Actinopteri, Cypriniformes, Catostomidae. The coding region runs from base 38 to 964 and encodes 308 amino acids. Gene Ontology annotation, cellular component: cytoplasm; nucleoplasm.